GGAAGUGGCGCGGGCGCCUGCUCAGUGCGCGCCGGCCAGGCAACUCUGUGCUGGCGUAAUCGGGUUCCUCCGGGCCGCCGUAGGACUGGUUCCGGCGGGCUAGUGAGGAAUGGAGCCGGUGGGCAGCAGCGGCGACUGCUGCGGCUCCUCCUCCGUAGACCCACGGAGCACCUUCGUGUUGAGUAACCUGGCGGAGGUGGUGGAGCGUGUGCUCACCUUCCUGCCCGCCAAGGCGUUGCUGCGGGUGGCCUGCGUGUGCCGCUUAUGGAGGGAGUGUGUGCGCAGAGUGUUGCGGACCCAUCGGAGCGUAACCUGGAUCUCCGCAGGCCUGGCCGAGGCCGGCCACCUGGAGAGGCAUUGCUUGGUUCGCGUAGUAGCAGAGGAGCUUGAGAAUGUUCGCAUCUUACCACAUACAGUUCUUUACAUGGCUGAUUCAGAAACUUUCAUUAGUCUGGAAGAGUGUCGUGGCCAUAAGAGAGCAAGGAAAAGAACUAGUAUGGAAACAGCACUUGCCCUUGAGAAGCUAUUCCCCAAACAAUGCCAGGUCCUUGGGAUUGUGACCCCAGGAAUUGUAGUGACUCCAAUGGGAUCAGGUAGCAAUCGACCUCAGGAAAUAGAAAUUGGAGAAUCUGGUUUUGCUUUAUUAUUCCCUCAAAUUGAAGGAAUAAAAAUACAACCCUUUCAUUUUAUUAAGGAUCCAAAGAAUUUAACAUUAGAAAGACAUCAGCUCACUGAAGUAGGUCUUUUAGAUAACCCUGAACUUCGUGUGGUUCUUGUCUUUGGUUAUAAUUGCUGUAAGGUGGGAGCCAGUAAUUAUCUGCAGCAAGUAGUCAGCACUUUCAGUGAUAUGAAUAUCAUCUUGGCUGGAGGCCAGGUGGACAACCUGUCAUCACUGACUUCUGAAAAGAACCCUCUGGAUAUUGAUGCCGCAGGUGUGGUUGGACUGUCAUUUAGUGGACACCGAAUCCAGAGUGCCACUGUGCUCCUCAACGAGGACGUCAGUGAUGAGAAGACUGCCGAGGCUGCAAUGCAGCGCCUCAAAGCGGCCAACAUUCCAGAGCAGAACACCAUUGGCUUCAUGUUUGCAUGCGUUGGCAGGGGCUUUCAGUAUUACAGAGCCAAGGGGAAUGUUGAGGCUGAUGCGUUCAGAAAGUUUUUUCCUAGUGUUCCCCUAUUCGGCUUCUUUGGAAAUGGAGAAAUUGGGUGUGAUCGGAUAGUCACUGGGAACUUUAUAUUGAGGAAAUGUAAUGAGGUAAAAGAUGAUGAUCUGUUUCAUAGCUAUACAACAAUAAUGGCACUCAUACAUCUGGGGUCAUCUAAAUAAUAAUUAAAGUGGCUUUCAUAAUAU
This is a messenger RNA of Mandrillus leucophaeus (drill), 1348 nucleotides long. It is a transcript of the gene FBXO22, whose product is annotated as F-box protein 22. NCBI's taxonomy places the organism in Eukaryota, Metazoa, Chordata, Mammalia, Primates, Cercopithecidae. Gene Ontology annotation, biological process: positive regulation of proteasomal ubiquitin-dependent protein catabolic process; regulation of skeletal muscle fiber development; protein polyubiquitination. The coding region runs from base 110 to 1324 and encodes 404 amino acids. The transcript is spliced from 7 exons. The record is from RefSeq and is a predicted model, not a curated record. Gene Ontology annotation, molecular function: protein binding.